Messenger RNA from Lytechinus variegatus (green sea urchin), 9205 nucleotides. RefSeq names its product FRAS1-related extracellular matrix protein 1-like. Gene Ontology annotation, biological process: homophilic cell-cell adhesion; cell communication. Bases 188 to 7324 code for a protein of 2378 amino acids. Gene Ontology annotation, molecular function: calcium ion binding. Gene Ontology annotation, cellular component: membrane. The record is from RefSeq and is a predicted model, not a curated record. Lineage: Eukaryota; Metazoa; Echinodermata; Echinoidea; Temnopleuroida; Toxopneustidae. The transcript has 11 exons.
UCUCGUGUACCGUACUACUGCACUGCACUGCCAGGCGGCCGGUGAUUGUUAUUGCAGGUACCGCGGCCGGUAGACGUCGACUCCAACGACUUAUCCUGCCAUUCCUUGGCUGGCAUUUGAUGUCUGAGUGUGCGUCACCGCAUCUCUGGGCUUCCACCCUCCUUGGACACACAGCGAAGCAGUCAGGAUGGAUGGUGUAAAAACCACCAUCACUCUCCUUCUAUUCCUGGGCCUUACAUGCAAUGUAAUUGGUCAGUUAGUGAGGGUGAACUCUGGACUGGAGGUUCCUAUUGGUCGAUCAGUAAGCCUUGAUCAGGAUGACCUCGUGUUUGAACCGGUAGAAGAAGGGGAGCAGUGUAAGGUUGAGGUAGCUCUGAACGAACCUUACUACCAGAAAGUUGGCCUUCUACAACCAGAGGUGUUUGAUUGUGAGUUCCUGCCAGAGACCAUCAAGUACACUCAUUCCGGACUACCAUACUUGGACCAUGAUGUGGUAAAAUUACGAGUCUACAAGUUCACCGAGACAGACACAGUUUCAGAGACAGUUUACCUCAGGGUCAACGUCUCCUUGAAUUCUUAUCAAACUGUGAGGCCGAUGGGACCACUUCAAGUUGACCGCUUCUUUGGAAGUUCGGAGUUGAUUGACAUGAGAGUUCUGGACUUGGCAUACGAGCGCUACAGGAACGUGUCAUGUAUGGUGCAUAUCAACACGGUCACAAGUGGGUUUCCAAAGUAUGGGGAACUUACAAAAGGAGAAGGCGAGGAGAAGGUGAGGGUUAGAGCCCUGACUGCCGAUUGCUACGAUUUCAUGAUGGGAAUGAUACGCUAUGAGCAUCUUGUGCCUCCGACGCCAAACAUAGACUAUAUUCCGAUGACUGUGACAACAAAUGAUCCAUUGCUGAUUGAAGGAACCUAUGAGGAGGUGUACUACUUACCUGUGGAGAUCACGGAAGCAUUUCCAAAUCAGAAUCCAAUUGCAGCGAUGAUGAGCAUGUAUGUAAUGGAGGCAGAUCAGUUUAUCCUGACCACCAUCACGCCCUCGGUGAUCUCUGGUAGAGAUGAUGAAACUGCCAAUGAGGAUCUGGUGUUCUUUAUCAGUCAACCCUUCGGUCCAGACGAAGGGUACAUCGUCAACCUCGAUGACCACACCCACCCAAUAGAGUCCUUCACACAGUAUGACCUGUCAAGAUUGAAUAUAGCGUACAAACCUCCCAUCGUCAGCUCAGCAGAGAGGCGAGUCUUUACGGCAGAGUUCACUGUCUAUGAUACUUACUUUGCGGAAAGUAAUCCCAUUAACCUUAUGGUGUCAGUGAGAACCACUGAAACGAAUGCUCCUAGAGUUUCGGUGAAUACUGGUCUUACUAUGUUAGAAGGACAGUCAAGGAUCAUCCGUCCAACAAAUCUUCAGCUAGUUGACAAUGACAAUCUGAAUUUUGUUAGAGCUAAAGUGGUUGGUGGACUACGCCAUGGAAGGCUCUACAAUAAUGAACGUCCUGUCAUCAUGUUCUCGGCAGCAGAUAUUAAUUCCAAUAACCUUGUAUAUCGUCAUGAUGAUAGUGACACUUUGAAGGAUAGCAUUGAGCUGAGGAUCACAGAUGGACGACACAGCGUCAGGACAACCUUCCCUAUAAAUAUUCUUCCAAAGGAUGACAGUGCCCCUUAUCUCAUCAACAAUGUCCAGUUUGAACUCCAAGAAGGUAGUACAAUUCGUAUCACCCGUUUCUUGCUCGUUGCAGCUGAUAUGGACUCCAGCGAUGACUACAUAAUCUUCAGAAUCACUCAGCCUCCAGUGGCUGGUGAAAUCUUGAAGAAGUUCUCUGAAGAUGCGUACGGGUAUCCUGUCACAGAGUUCACUCAGAGAGAUCUGUUCCGUGGCCUGAUCUACUAUCACCAUCUUGGUGGAGAGGUCUUCUUAGAUACUUUCGAGCUGAUUCUUCUGGACAACCAGAUACCUCCUAAUGAGUCACCAACACAGGUUGUGAUGGUGAAGAUUAGUCCUGUACAUGAUCUACCUCCAGAGAGGGUUUCUGGAUCAACUCAGUCUCUGAUUGUCCGGGAAACAGAGAUUGCGUACAUUACCAAGAAUCAACUGCACUUCACGGAUGCUGAAUCAACUGAAGAACAUCUCCGCUAUACCAUCACAACCCCGCCUUACAUAACAGAUACACACAGCCUUACUAAUGCUGGGAGGGUGAUAUCAACAGUGGAUGUCCUAUCCCCUACUAAGGAUCCCAACAUGCCAGCCAUUCGAUCUUUCACCCAGGGUGAGGUAAAUAUGCACAACAUUGCCUACAUGCCACCCUUAAAGGAGAUCGGUCCAAACCCUGUACACAUCCGUUUUGUCUUCUCUGUCUCUGAUCCCUUCGGAAACCUUGUCCUAGGUGAACUCUUUGACAUCACUGUCUUACCUGUCAACAACCAGGGGCCGGUCUUACGUGUCAACGACCUCACUGUCCGGGAGGGUCAGUCCUUGACCUUAGACCCUGUGAAAUUCUCAGUGUCUGACAUGGAUACGGAGGCCAGAGAUCUGAUCAUCAAUCUCUUGGAGCUGCCUGAACAUGGAAGGAUUCUCUUGAAUGGAGUCAACCUGACUGUUGGGAACCAUGUCACCAUGUCUGACGUUGCUGCAGGUAGGGUCAGCUACAUGAGCGAUGGUUCUGAGUCUUCCAGUGACCAGUUCACAGUGAGCCUGUCAGAUGGUGUCCACUCCAUCACUGAGAUUGUCACCAUCAACGUCAUUCCUGUCAACGAUGAAGUUCCGGCUUUGCUACCGGGUCUGGAGUCAGAACUGACCAUUCCAGAGGGAGGGAGUGUGACUAUAGGAUCAGAUGUCCUCUCAGCAACGGACCCAGACACCAAUGACCUGCUGCUCCAUUACAUUGUAGUGAUGCACCCCCUCAGGGGUGUACUGUUGAAGGAUGGGGUGAUUGUGAAUAGGUUUUCCCAGAGGGACGUCAACAGAGGGAAGAUAGUUUAUGAACACACUGGUGGGGAGACGGGUCUUAGUAAUAUCCAAGAUGUGAUAACGUUUAUCGUAUCGGAUAAGAGCAUUCCAUCCAAUCCGGACCUUCCAGUGAAAGAUGUCAUCAUCAACAUCACUCCGUCUGAUGAUAGGCCUCCUAGGAUAGUCUUUGGGAAUCCUUUCUUUGUUAAUGAGGGUGAGAAAGCACCGCUGACUGUGGAUGUCCUCAGUGCUGUUGAUCGAGACUCUCCAUCGGGUGACCUGCGGUUCGUCAUCACUCGCCAACCUGUCUGGGGCUUUGUAGAGAAUGUCCUACCAACACCUGGGUUUGAAAAGAGUAAUGCAGGUAAACCUAUCACUUCUUUCACCUUCCAAGACAUCACUGAUGGCAACAUCAACUUUGUCCAGUCACCGUCUUCCAGGAUGGAGCCCAUUAGUGAUUCCUUUAUGUUAUAUGUAACCGAUGGAGAACACUCCUCACCUAAUGUGACAUUUGUGGUGAAUAUCACUCCUCAGAAUGAUGAAGUGCCGACACUGACGGUCCGCAACUUCACAGUUCACGAAGGGUCGUUCUUCAAGAUCAGGACUGAUACAAUCAAUGCGAAUGACCUUGAUAUCCCGAUGGAUAUGCUGAUGUUCUCUAUAGUAAGGGCACCAGAGCAUGGCAUGAUUAUAAACAGAGUGCCCACUCUUGUUGAGAGUCCUACACCAGUCUAUGACUUCAAUAUCAACCAACUUGUAAAUACCCUCUCCCUGGCAUAUGUGCAUGAUGGCUCUGAAUCUACAGAGGAUAGAUUUGUAGUUCGGGUAACAGAUGGGAAGCAUACUGUCCGUAAAACUGUCAACAUCACCAUCAUCCCAGUCAAUGAUGAGAGUCCAGAGAUAAUCAAGAAUGCAGGUAUUAGGAUCAGUAUUCGUGAGAGUCGCAUUCUAUCUUCAGUCAUCCUGCGGACGGAAGAUAGAGACACACCCGAUGAUUAUCUCGUCUAUACCCUGAACUCUCUACCAAGGAGGGGCACCUUGCAGCGCAAGGUUGCUGAGGAUACUUGGGAAGACAUCACUGACACUCUCACCAACUUCACCCAAUGGGAUCUCAAUCAGAACUUGAUACGUUAUGUCCAUUCUGCAAACUUGGGUUCCAAAGGCAUAGACCGAUUCUAUUUCUCUGUUAGUGAUGGUGUCCACUCAACAGGAAAACAGAACUUUAGGAUCAUGAUCCAGAACACCAAACGAGAACCGUUGAUCAUCACCAAUAAUGGUCUUCAGCUUGAUGAAGGCCAGACAGUCAUCAUUCCACCAACUAUCCUAUCUGCAAAUGACAACAGCGGGCAGCUGACUGAUAUUUUAUUCAACGUCUUGUCACCUCCAACACAGGGACACUUGGAGGAUGUUGCCAGGCCUGGUAUACCUCUCACAACCUUUUCUCAAAUGGACAUCUUGGGUCAGAGGUUGGUGUAUAGACAUCUCAGGGUUGAUCAAAUCAAUAAUGAUGAAUUCACAUUCAGUGUGACCAAUGGAUAUGAAGUCCGUAAUGACACUUUCCAGAUCAUUGUUAAUCCUGUGGACAAUAUGUUGCCAGUACUUAUGGUCAAAGAAGAGGUGACUGUGGCUCAAAAUGGUUUCCAGAUCAUCUCUCUAUCGCAGCUCCAUGCUCUUGAUCCAGAUACCCCAGCAUCAAGUGUGUUCUUUGUCGUCACCCAAAUGCCUCAUUUCGGAACUCUGCUGAUUGGGGGCCUUCCUAUCGACCAGAGAUUUACCCAACAGGAUGUUGAUAACUAUGACAUCUCGUAUCGACAUGACUUUGGACAAGCGGACACUGACGAGUUCUUCUUUGUUGUUGAAGAUGGCACCAACAGGGGGUUCUUGAGUGGUGGCAACAUCCGGUACGAGCCAGUGCGCUUCCAGAUCAACAUCAACAUUGUGGAUUCCUCGCCUCCAGAAAUCAUCACCAAUGUUGGUCCCACCAAGAUGCAGACAAUGCUUGAUAGGACUGGAUUUGUCUUCUCCAACAUGAAUCUCCAAGCUGUGGAUGACUGUUCUGCAGACGACGUGACAUACUCUGUGGUGAAAGAUCCCAUGUUUGGUCAUCUGGAAUAUGUUGACACCUUCCAGAGGAUACAAGGACGUUUCGUACAGACAGACAUCAACAACAAGAGAGUGAUGUAUGUGAUGAGGGACAAUGCCAGAGCAGCCAAUGACAGCUUUAUGUUUGAUGUUUGGGAUUGCCAUGGAAACAGUUUGCAAAAUCAGAGGUUUUCUAUGCACUGGUCUGUGGUGAUGUUCUCUCGUCCUCAGUUCAUGGUCUGUGAGUCCGACGGCACUCUCUCCAUCCCGAUCAUCCGGAUUGGCAACCAGCGCCUGUCUUCCUUCGUCAGUCUGGAACUCCAGGACAUGACGGCCACCAGCGGGUUGGACUACCAACCGAGCCGGGCCAGGCUUCUCCAGUUUGAUCCAGCCAUUACCUCGGUGGCAUGGGAUGCUGUCCUGAUGGCGGAUGACCUAGAGGAAACCAGAGAGCGGUUCAGGCUGACUCUGGUCGAUCCAGUCAAUGCGGUGAUCGGAGAGUACAACAGGAUUACAGUUGUCAUCAAGGAUUCUAAGAAUGGUGUGUGCAAGAGUUCCCCAACUGAUGUGCAACCUUCAGUGGAUAUUCCAGGAUGUUGUGGAGAUCAAUCAGGAAUAGUGGAUCACCAGCUUGUUCCAGUUCCGGGAAUACCACCACAGGAUCCAUACCCUUAUAAUCCAGGUACUGGGUCUAGUCCUUACAACCCUGGAGUAGGUCCGGAUGGUGGACUGGGAUUUAGACCUGGACCCUACAAUCCUGGUGAAGGCCCAGGACCAUACAAUCCUGAGGCAGUACCAGAUGGAGGAAUAGUUGGUGGACCUGACUUGGGACCAGGUCCUUACAACCCUGGGGGACCUUCAGUUCCAGGACAAGGUCCCUACAAUCCUGGUGGGGAUCCAAUAUUUAGACCAGGACCAUAUGACCCAUACCAACCUGGAGUAGGUGACCCAGUCUUUAAUGAAGGAAGUCUUGUUGAUGCUGACCCUGCAAUCAACGAUGGACCUCCAGUGCAGUAUCCUCCAGGAGCACCUAGGGUUGAGCAACAGCCAUUUGAUCCUUAUGCAGAAGAGACCUGGUACAGAUAUCCAUUUGGUGUUGGAUAUGAUGGCACAGAUGGGACUCGCUAUGAGGGACCAUAUGGGUCAAAGCCUGUUAUUGUUGAACCACUCCCUGAUCAGAACUGCUGCGAGGAUGGAUUAGUCCAGCUUGGGGGUGGAACAGAACAGGGUGGUCCUAAUCCUAACUUUAAUCCAAACCAGCAGGGCAACUUGUAUCCGAUAGGUAACCCCAAUUCAUACCCACAAGGACAACCAUCUUCACCCAGGAACCCUCCCAAUCACGGCCCAUCAACUAAUUUUGAGCAGCCAUACGUCCCUCCUGGUCCAGGAGGCUAUCCUCCCCCUCAAGGAGGAGUGGAACCUGACCAACCUCCAGUUGCACCUGAUGGAGAUGUUAGACUGUACCAUGCCACAGUAGGGGGUGCUGGUGGCCAGACGCAUGUUGUACCCAUAGUACUUGCAGAUAAUCGACCAGGGCAGCUGGAGGAGGAAUCUGUGGAUCAACCACCAGAAUCAGAAGUGAGCAAUGUUUUUCUUCCGACCGUGGUCCGAGGGGUCCAGAGACCAAGACUUACCCCUGCCGAUCCCUCAGGGGGCAGUUCCCCUGUCAAUCCAAGACAGUUUCCUCUAGGCCAAGGCAAUGCACAGGUGGCCUCUAACAAUCAGCCUCCUCCAGAUGCGGAGUCCCCGUUUCCUUUCCCCUGCACCCCGGCGAACAGAGGAGAGAUAAGACAGGAUGCGGACUCAGGGAGCUUGGCAAAGUGUGAUGGCACGUACUGGGUGGAGUUUGAUAUAUCACAGCUUGUGAGAGCUAUCACUGGCACUGCAACGGGAACUGAUUAUGAUAACGGGCAGUGUGAGGGAGGUUGGAGUUACCAUAACAGCAGAUGCUUUUUAAUAUCAAGACAUGCUCAGUCAUGGAACGAAGCACAGAGGAUAUGCAGAGAAAGGUACAACAGUAAUUUGGCAAGCAUCUUAUCCAAGAGGGAGCUCAAAUGGCUUGGUGAUUUACUGAAUGGAGAAAGUGCUUGGAUAGGUCUAAAUGACAAACAAGUUGAGGACCAGUGGGAGUGGGUUUCUGGAGACCCAAUCACCUUCUCGCGAUGGUCACCUUCUGCACGAACAUCCAACCGGCGAGAUCGAUAUGACUGUACUUACAUCACAGCUAGACUACGAUGGUUUGAUAAGGAUUGCGAUACCACCGCUAAGAGCUAUGUAUGUAUGAAAAAUGCAGAAUAAGAGGGGAAGGGAAAGGGGGGGGGGUUCUUCGAGUCUCUAAGAUGGGUCUUGAAACUCAUUCAGGUUUUUUGCGUACUUCUUGAUACAAGUUGGAUCUUAUAGAUGAAGAGCUCUUUUUUUACGAGAUCCAAGCCGAAGACAUCACUCCAUCAGUUAUGCCCAGUGAAAUGAAGUUGGUAAGAAUAACUAAGUAAAGAUUAAGAGAUCUGGACCCUGUCUUACAAAGAGUUAUGAUUGAUCCAAUCAAUCUCAACUUUAUGGAAAUCCAUCCAUACCAUGAUUUUUCUCAACAGGAAAUUACCUCAAUUUCCCUUGUAAACAAAGAGAAGUACAGCAAAUUAUCAAGACAAUGACGAGUGUAUGAGUGUACAUCAAAUCUAGAAAAUAUUUUAAACAAACAUGCAGUUUAGAUGUUGAUGUUGCUGGCUUUCCAUAGUUGUGGUUGAUCGGAUCAAUCGCAACUCUUUGUAAGACGGGGCCCAGGGGUGUAUUUCAGGGAAGAGUUUGUCAGUGAUUUCCUCUGACUGAUUUACUAUCAGCCAAUCAGAUGCAAGGAUUUCUAGUAGCUUAUAACAAUAGUCAGUGAAUCAUGUUUUUAAAGGUUGGAAAUAUGGUAUCAAAUGCUAUUACAUUUCAUCCCAAAUCAGAUUGCGAACGGAUCGUGAAAUGUGCAUCCGAAUUUGUGGGUCAAUGUCGGUGCCUUAAGUUUUAUUAUGCAAGAAUUUUGCUCCAUUCCAUUUAUAUUUCAUAUGCCAGUAGAUAUGCUGCUUAAGUGCAAACUUUUGAUCGAAUGUCAAUUAAGAUAUGAAUGUUUUUAAAUUUUGUACAAAUCAUGUCUUAGAAGAAGUAGUGUAAAACUACAUGUUCAUAAAAUGGGCAUUCUAAAUGAAAAUAAUGAUGUUCUUCCCUUUUCAACAAAUGCAACAAUCUUUCUUUUUUUAUUAAUAUUACUUUGUCAUGUUAGAAAGAAAAUAACGGAGCCUGGAAGAUGACGAUAUGUUAUAUUUCUUUAAAAACUUGUUCUCUCUGUCUCUCUUUUAAACAAAUAACUCUUUCCCAUGACUUAUAACUUCUUCCAUUGGUUUACUUAAAGAGGGUUAUAAAUCAUGUGAAUGUGUUAAUAUGUAGUAAGUUGUUUGAACAAAUAAAAACGGUAUUUCAUCUUUGGGGGUUUGUACAAUGUAUUUACACAGACAGUUUUUUUUUUAAACAAAAUAUUUGGUGCUAUCAUCUAUGUUCAUUGUCAAAGAGGAGGCUGCUUCGUAGAAUUUAAGGUGCUAUUUGUUUUACCACACUGCCAGACAAUCAAUCGUCAAAACUUUUUUUACAUAACAUAAUUAUGUACUAUAGUGUCAUAAAAAUCAUGGAAUGGUACUUAAAUCUAAGCAAUAACCCAUUUAAAAAAAUAUAUAUUUAAUGUAAUCAUGAUGUGAAUGUAUUGUAAUUUACAUUCUUUGUACAAAUGUUUUUGAUGAUUUGUAAUUAGCCCUGAAGUUUUGUUUCAAGUUUUGUUAUUGCCUUAGGCAGUAUUAGCAGCUUUGCUUUUCAAUGGAUGUCAAUUUGUUUGCUUGUGUGCAGAGUUUUAAAUUGCAUAGUUAAUCCUUCUAGUUUACAUUAAUUAUAAUGUAUAAUGUGUUUUUUGUUGGUAUUUAUUUCAGAUAUAUUUUUUAAAGUUUGUUAUUCUAUCCUGAUUGAAAAUAGCCACUAUUCACAAAGUUAGUAGGUUAAACCAUGACUUUAAUCUUGCGGAAUGUGGGAUGCUGUCAAUGUGCCUAAUGUUUAUUGAUGCUCAGGAUUUACCAGUACAGAAAGGUAUAGAAUUUCUCUAGACAUGUCAUAAUAGUUUGCAGAAUAGAUACAAAUGCUCUUAAAGUUGCAGUA